AUGGCCCCAUCUCUUGUCCGCCCCCAGGGCCACCUGUCCCCAGCCGAGGCCCUCGAGCUGGCCCAGAAAGCGCCGACGAUUCUGCGAAACAACCCGAAGGCGUUUUCCUCGUCGCCGCUGCUAUCACUGUUUUCAGCAUCUGAGACACCCGAGCUCUGGACAAUCUAUGAGAACCUUCUCCUGGCCUGCCUCCGGACGGGCGACAGCCAAGCAGCGCAUCAAUGUCUCGAGAGGCUGAUUAUCCGAUUCGGAGACGAAAACGAGCGCAUCAUGGCUUUCAAGGGGUUGGUGAAAGAGGCAGAAGCCGACAACGAUGGAGAGCUGGCGCAGGUGCUCAUGGAAUACGAGACUAUCCUCGGAGCAAAUGCGACAAAUAUUCCCGUCGCGAAACGUCGCAUUGCCCUUCUUAAGUCAACCGGAAAGACGUCCGAAGCGAUCACGGCCCUCAACUCCCUCGUUGACUUCAACCCCACAGAUGCAGAGUCAUGGGCGGAGCUUGCCGACUUGUACCUUUCGCAGGGUCUCUACUCUCAGUCCAUCUUUGCACUCGAGGAGGUUCUUGUACUGACACCAAACGCGUGGAAUAUGCAUGCGCGCUUGGGCGAAGUACUGUACAUGGCAGCUUCAGCUUCUGAAGGAUCUUCACAACAGCAGCUGGCCGAGUCGAUAAAAAGGUUCAGCCGAAGCAUUGAGCUUUGCGACGACUACCUUAGGGGGUACUACGGACUGAAACUGGUGAGGCGUGUGCUCGAUAUCAAGGUCACCAACAGAUUGAUCAAGGAGCCUUUAAAGCCAUCGAGGCAAACGGACUCGGAGGAGUGGAGCCUUCCCGACGUCACCACGUUGCAGAAACUCAAUGAGCUGGCGACAGAAAAGCUGGCGGAGAUUGUACGCCGUAACGGAGCGCAGGAGAGGCUCUGGCAGGGCUACGACGAAUCGGAGGUGGCAGCGGCACGGGAUUUGCUGUCAAAGGAAUCGGUCGAGCUUGUGAGAUGA
Colletotrichum spaethianum is the source of this 996-nucleotide messenger RNA. Its product is annotated as TPR repeat-containing protein C19B12.01. Lineage: Eukaryota; Fungi; Ascomycota; Sordariomycetes; Glomerellales; Glomerellaceae. The coding region runs from base 1 to 996 and encodes 331 amino acids. Gene Ontology annotation, cellular component: EMC complex. The record is from RefSeq and is a predicted model, not a curated record. Gene Ontology annotation, biological process: protein folding in endoplasmic reticulum. The transcript is spliced from 4 exons. Gene Ontology annotation, molecular function: protein binding.